This is a messenger RNA of Symsagittifera roscoffensis, 1553 nucleotides long. RefSeq names its product methyltransferase-like 26. The coding region runs from base 643 to 1263 and encodes 206 amino acids. Lineage: Eukaryota; Metazoa; Xenacoelomorpha; Acoela; Convolutidae. The transcript has 2 exons. The record is from RefSeq and is a predicted model, not a curated record.
GUGUGGUACUGUAUCAAUACUAUUAUAUUCGAGUUCUUUUAUCUCCGUGGUUCGGGUUUUUUGUAUUUUCACCAAUGAAAAAAUUAAAGAAUUUUUGAAUUUGAAUAAAGAGUUUUGAAUUUUUUGAAUAAAGAAAAAUUUUGAAUUUGAGUUUGAAUUAAUAUUUUAAACAAUGUUUUCCUUAAUUUUGAACUUAUUCUCUUAAAUCCUUGUGGCCUCAACAUUCUGAGCUACUGGCACCGCAACCUGCUCUCCGGGCAUUUUCUUAGUUUUUGUUAAAUUUCAACGUUGAGAUUAAAUUUUCUCCCACGAAAAAUUUUCAAGUCUAUUUGAUUAUGAGUGAAUUAAUGAAGUUUAUUUUAUUACAUAGAUUGAUUUUGAAUGGUCGUAAUUUCCUCUUUGGUAAUUGGUAACGAUUUUGGUAAUUGUCAUAGCCUUCCUUUAAUUUCAUCAAAUUUUAAAUUAACUUUAAUAUCUCUGUGCCCCUAGGUUAUUCUUGUGGACUUCUUAGUUUACUUGCUUUAUUAGCAUAUCAAGUUCCACCUAGUUUUGGCUGUUUAAUGCAAAGUCCGUUCAAUGUACCUGCAAAGACUUCGUUGGAGUAUUCGAAUGUGACUAGUCUACGGCAGACGAACAGAGAAAAUGUUAAACUCUCCUUCCAGUGACAGAAACAAGUUUCCAAUUCUGGAAGUCCUGAAAGAAUUCAUCGGCCGAAAUCAGAACACGGAAUCCAAAUUAACUUCAGUUCUCGAACUAGCUUCUGGUUCAGGUGUGCAUGUAUCUUUUUUCGCACAACAUUUUCCAGCUGUUACGUUCCAGCCGUCAGAUGUUGAUCCGAAAAACUUGACCAGUAUUAAAGCGUAUAUCGAUCAUUAUAAAUUAUCGCAAUCUGUUAAAGAUCCGAUUGCAAUUGAUUUAUCAAACGUCGACAAAAUUCAACUGGAUCAUGACUUUGACAUGGUAUAUGCUUCUAACUUCACUCACAUAUCACCCAUUGUUUGUACGUUUGGAGCAUUCAGCAUAGCUUCGCGAUGCCUCAAACCUGGAAGCUACUUUUUAAUUUACGGGCCUUUCUCAAUCGACGGUGUAAUUUCACCCGAGAGCAAUCAAAGUUUUGAUGUUAGCUUGAAAAGUCGCAACCCAGAUUGGGGCUACAGGGAUACGUCUCAAUUGGAGGAGAUUUCUCGAAAUGCUGGUUUUAUUUUUGAGCGGAGAAUAGAAAUGCCAUCAAAUAAUUGGAUCAUGGUGUUCAAGAAAAAUUGAUAUUGUGUAUCUUAAGUUUAUUCAGGAUUUUCGGAAAAAGUGUUAACGAUAUAAUCAAUGAGCAGUUUAAUUAUUUAAGGAUUUUCCAAUAUGGUAUUGAUAUCAGAUGUCACUCUGCGACUACAUGAAAAUCUGGGUUUCCGAUUGGAAAUGCGAGUAUUCGGUCAAAUAAUCGAGCAGCACAACCUUAAAUUAUUCAAUAAUUGGUCCCUUGGUUGGGAUAACUUGCUUAUUUAAAGUGAUCUAAAGUAGGUUAAAUAAUAGUCUACAUUUUAUAUAUCGGAGCUUAA